AUGGCUUCCGAUUUGGAUUUCUUAUUUAAGCCUUUGGUUUUGGUGACAGGUUUUGGCCCGUUUUUAAAUCAUCCAGUAAACGCUAGUUGGGAGGCAGUUAAGCUUAUGAACAAAAAGGAAUUAGAGAAGAAAUACAAUAUUGAAUUGGUGCAGCUGGAGAUACCAGUUACCUAUGAGAACGUGGAUGAAUUUGUGCCCGCUUUAUGGGAAACACACACACCAAAGCUCGUGAUCCACGUGGGAGUGUCGAGUAUAGCUGAUUGUAUGACCUUGGAAACCCAAGCUCACAGGAAAGGCUACCAAAGAAAGGACUACUUUGACAACUGUCCAGCUGAUCACACUUGUCCAGCUGAGGGGGCUAUCAGGCUGCAAACAAAGCUGAAUGUAGAACAGAUUUGCAAGGAGUUCAAUGAUGGAAACCCUCCGGAAAAUACUAAUGCUGUGGCAUCAAAAGACGCUGGAAGGUAUCUCUGCGAGUACAUUUAUUAUACGUCACUUAGCGUGGACAACACGAGAACCCUCUUCAUCCACGUCCCUGACAUUCCAAAAUAUCCCUCGGACCUCACUGCCCGGGCCCUGGAGAAAAUUCUAGAAUUGUGCUUGGAGCAGGUCAACAAAAUGGACACCUCAGAAGAAUUAUUAACGGAGAGGAUGAAGGAAUCUAAUAUAAGGGAAGGAAAUAAUUAA
Molecule: messenger RNA, 687 nt
Organism: Parnassius mnemosyne (clouded apollo)
Lineage: Eukaryota; Metazoa; Arthropoda; Insecta; Lepidoptera; Papilionidae
Source: the annotation of a GenBank genome assembly